Molecule: messenger RNA, 1885 nt
Organism: Zingiber officinale
Lineage: Eukaryota; Viridiplantae; Streptophyta; Magnoliopsida; Zingiberales; Zingiberaceae
Product: chaperone protein DnaJ-like
Exons: 11
Coding region: 94-1563 (489 amino acids)
Biological process (GO): response to heat; protein refolding
Cellular component (GO): cytoplasm
Molecular function (GO): ATP binding; heat shock protein binding
Source: RefSeq, a predicted model, not a curated record
UCUGGUCCAUACAAAGCCGCAAGCGAACUAGAGGAAAUCGAUCUUCCAAUGGACUCGCAGUAGAAUCGCAAAUCCAACCACCGCUCAGCUCCAAUGGCGUUCGCUCUCUCUUCCGCCUCCUUCCUCGUCGCUCCCUCCAGACCCACCUCCUCCCCCUCCUCUCCUUCCUCCGUCGGCGCCUGCCGCACCACUCACUUCCGCUCCCUCUCCCUCUCCCUCCGCCCUCCCCGCCGCAAGAAGCCCCGCUGGCGUCGCGCCGCCGAUGGAUUCUCCAGAUUCGUCAUCGCCUCCUCCGACUACUACUCCACACUUGGAGUGCCCAAGUCUGCCGGCAUCAAGGAGAUCAAGGCCGCCUACCGAAGAUUGGCUCGUCAGUAUCACCCUGAUGUCAAUAAACAAGCUGGAGCAACAGAAAAAUUCAAAGAAAUAAGCACUGCUUAUGAGGUGCUGUCAGAUGAUAAAAAGAGGGCUUUGUAUGACCAAUAUGGUGAAGCUGGAGUGAAGAGCGGGGUAGGUGGUUCAACUGGAGCAUACACGACCAAUCCUUUUGACCUAUUUGAGACCUUUUUUGGUGCGAGCAUGGGUGGUUUCUCUGGUAUGGAUCAAACUACAUUUAGAACACGUAGACGUGGUGCUGCUACAAAGGGAGAAGAUCUACGGUAUGACAUAACUUUGGAGUUUUCAGAGGCUAUCUUUGGAGCAGAAAAGGAAAUUGUAUUGUCUCAUUUGGAGACGUGUGAUAUCUGCACUGGUACGGGAUCGAAACUUGGCUCCAAGAUGAGAAUAUGCUCAACUUGUGGUGGUAGAGGUCAAGUAAUGCGAACUGAGCAAACACCCUUUGGAAUGUUCUCCCAGGUUUCCGUUUGUCCAUCUUGUGGGGGAGAAGGUGAAAUUAUUUCAGAAUACUGCCAGAAGUGUGCUGGGGAAGGACGCAUACGCGUUAGAAAGGAUAUCAAUGUAAAAGUCCCACCAGGUGUUAGCAAAGGCAGUACUCUUCGUGUAAGGGGUGAAGGUGAUGCAGGACCAAAAGGGGGUCCACCUGGUGAUCUUUAUGUAUUCCUGGACAUUGAAGAAAUUCCUGAAAUUCAACGGGAUGGCAUUAACUUAUCCUCAAUUGUUAUUAUUAAUUACAUUGAAGCUAUCUUAGGGACAACUGUUAAGGUCAAGACAGUUGAUGGGAUUAGUGAACUUCAGAUACCUCCUGGUACUCAACCUGGUGAUGUGGUUGUUCUAGCAAAAAGAGGUGUUCCUAAGUUAAACAAGUCAUCAAUACGCGGUGAUCAUUUAUUCAAUAUCAAAGUAACUAUACCAAAUCGUAUCAGCAGUGGAAAGGAACGAGAGUUGCUUGAAGAACUUGCAUCUUUGAGCAGUAAUUCCGUCCCCCGCGCAAGCUCUCGCUCAAAUAUAAAAACACAGAUUGACACAACAAAAAGCCAAACAACUACAGAGGCUCGGGAUUCGGAGAAAGAGCAAUCAAGUCAAAAUGACUUUUGGCAGCCGCUAAAGGACUUUGUCGGGUCUGUUGCUAAUGGAGCGCUUAAAUGGCUAAAAGACAAUCUUUGAUCCGACACUGCUCUUUGUUUUCGCUCGAUCCAGUUCCCACAAUCUACUCGAGGCUAAGGCUUGUCAUGGCUGCCAUCCUCAUUUACUCAUCGAGACCCUAGUUGUUGUUGAUGAUGGUCAUCAUCAUGUGACAAGGAUAGAUUGGUUGGGGGCAUCUAUGUCGAGUUCUUUACCUUUCGUCCCAUGAUUUUGCGAUCAUAGAUACUUCCAUGUACAGCAAGAUAUCCAUGAUAUCGACAACAAGCUGAUUGCUACACUUUGUAAUUCGAAUCGAGCGACCCAGCCCAACGGAGGAGGUAAAUAAAUGAUUCUUUUUCAUUCA